AUGCCUGUCUUUCAAGAAACCUCCCACGCGGCGCGAGACCAGAGAAUCCUCCCUUCGCGGGCUCUACCUGUACCUCGACUUUCUCAACAGCCAGAUUUGUCUAAUGUAUCUGAAGAACACAAAGAAGUCGUCGUCAUUGGUGCUGGGCCAGCAGGUCUGUUUCUCACCUUGCUGCUCGCAAGAUAUGGUAUCACAGAGGCCUCGCUUCUCUGUCUGGACUCCAAGCCGGGUACACUGAAAGCCGGCCAGGCAGAUGGACUACAACCAAGAACUCUUGAAGUAUUCCAGAGUUUGGGAAUAGCAAGUGAGAUCAUCAGCGAGGGCUGUCACAUGGAGGAGGUGGCGUUCUGGAACCCUGCGCAAUCACACGCAAACACCAACGGUAACGGCAACGGCAAUGGGUCUCAUGCCGCCGGAAUUGAGCGGACCAGUUUCGCGCCUGAUGUCAAUGUCCCUGCCCGUUUCCCGUUCGAAGUCACCAUCCAUCAAGGCCGCAUUGAGCGAAUCCUAGAAGAGAACCUUCAUCUCUACGCAGGCAAGGGUGCCAUCCGGAGAUCCCAUCGUUUCCUGGAGUACACAGUCGACGACACUAAUGCCGAGUUUCCUAUCGUGGUCAAAUACGAACAAGAUCUUCCAGACGGAUCAACUCAGCAAGGCACAGUUCGGACAAAGUAUCUCAUCGGCGCAGAUGGUGCACGUUCCAAGGUUCGAAAAUGCAUGGGUCUAGAACUCGAAGGCGAAACAACAGAUCACAUCUGGGGUGUAUGCGAUUUCGUCGCCGACACAAACUUCCCCGACAUUCGCAAGCGAUCUGCAGUUCACUCGGAUGCUGGUUCCGUCAUGGUCAUUCCCAGAGAACAGAUUGCAACGGGCGAGUUUCUCACCCGUCUUUACGUUCAAGUCGCUGAAGAGGUCGACACGAGCGGUGAUACUGGAACGGACAAGAAAUCUGCCGAUAAGAAGCGACGUGGUGCCGUUACGUUGAAGUAUAUCUUUGAGCAAGCGCGACAGGUGUUUGCGCCGUACAAGAUCAAGAUCAAGGAGGGGACUGAGCCAGAUUGGUGGGCAGCUUAUCAGAUCGGACAGCGCAUGGCUCCCAGGUUCUCUACAAAGACGUCUGAUGGAGUGGAAAGGGUGUUUAUUGUUGGUGAUGCAUGCCAUACUCACAGCCCAAAGGCCGGACAGGGCAUGAACGUGUCAAUGAUGGACUCUUACAACCUGGCUUGGAAACUCGUCCACAGGAUCCACGGCCUCACUCCAUCAAGCACUUCCGGAACAGACCCUAUCCUCGAAACAUUUUCGCAAGAGCGUGUAGAUGUGGCUCGCCAACUUAUCGAAUUCGACGCCCAGUUCUCGCACAUGUUCUCCGGCCGCAUCGGAUCAGCAGAUGCUGAAACUUCAGGCCUUACCCAUGAAGAGUUCCUCCGGGUCUUCAGUGACGGCAGCGGGUUUACUAGUGGUUGCGGACUCCAGUACAAGGAGAGCCAACUGAUAAGAGAACUGGGUGCAAAAAGUAACUUAUUGCGAGGAGAUCCGCUCUUGGGGGCGUUGACGCCGGGACGUCGACUGCUUGAUGUUGAGGUGAAGCGCUAUGCUGAUGCCACUGCUCGUCAUUUACAAGACGAAAUGCCACCAACUGGCCGCUAUUACGUCCUCGUCUUCACAAGCAACGACUUACUCGACAAAUCCAGCAUUUCGCAGUCAAGCUUACAGUCAUCCGUUGAGAUUCUACAAAAGUUCCCGAAAGGCACUGUAAAUCUUAUCGUGGUGCAUCCGCUCACGUCAAGAUUCGAGUGGACUGAUCUGCCAGCGGGAGUAAAGACACUUGCAGAGAUGCGAACUUAUGGAGUGUCAAAGAAGGAGGACGUUUACGAAGUAUUGGGUGUGUCAAAGGAUGAUGGUGUUGUUGCAGUGGUGAGACCGGAUGGAUAUGUUGGAAUAUCAAGCAAGAAUUCCAAAUGA
This is a messenger RNA of Fusarium subglutinans, 1962 nucleotides long. Its product is annotated as phenol hydroxylase. The transcript is spliced from 5 exons. The coding region runs from base 1 to 1962 and encodes 653 amino acids. The record is from RefSeq and is a predicted model, not a curated record. Gene Ontology annotation, molecular function: FAD binding. NCBI's taxonomy places the organism in Eukaryota, Fungi, Ascomycota, Sordariomycetes, Hypocreales, Nectriaceae.